AUGGAGUUGUUUCUUAUCAGAGAAGCUCAACAACACUCAGCGGCCCUCUAUAUGCAGGCGAAUUCAACUCCAAUGCAGCUGGAUCCAGGGUCGCUGAACGAUGCGACACGAACACGGAAAUGGAGAGACAUGAGAAGGCAGGGCAGUGGCGUAGCGACAAAUUCGCUGCUGAAGAAAGCUAUAGCUAACCGCUUGAAGCCUACCGUAACUGGCGAUAAACUUCAACCUCCAGCAGAUCGAUCUCAAACUAAUGAACCGGGCACUAGCCCUAUGUCUGAAAAUGAUUUUAGUGCCAUUAGUGAUAGUAGUUCAAACAAGGUGGACACGGAUACCUCCAAAAAGGCGGCUGCUUCCACCAACUCGACCACUGGUGACAUUACAGAAAAAGCUAUAUCAAAGGCUGCAGUAAAGGCAGUGGCUCCGGAUCAGCUAAAGAAGUCAGUGGAAUCACCAAAAGACGGGAAUGCAAUAGCUCAAAGAACAAGUUUGACAGUUCAAGGUCAGAUCCAGCAAAGCGGCUCACCCGAUCUGGGCAAAAGCGGUGAGCAGAGACUAGAAUCAGCAGACUCAUCUCCCGAUAGAAAGAGUGGUGUUACUGACAAGAAGAUUGUCACUUCAGGAGAUACAAGUCGCCGUUCAUCUCCCACUAUUCGUUCGAAAGCUAACUCAAGUCGACAAGAAAAAUCUGGCAGCCCAUUGCAUUCUCCCGAUCCCCCUGCAAAGCAAGCAACUUCACAGUCAAGCCGGCCAGAGACAUCACAUAGUAACUCGGUGGCCUUGGAUAUCGUGGAACACCAAAAACGCCCAAGACACAAAAGUCGAAGCAUGGCGUCUGCUGAUAAUCGUAGAGAUUCCAAUAUUAGCGAAUCGUCGCGGAUAUCCUUCGCUUCGCAUAAGAGCGUCACAUUCAGCGAUCGUGUUCAGCUACAUGAAAUUGAACGGAAUGAGAUGUCGUCAAGCGAUGAAGAUGUGGCUUUGAUGAGCGAUGACGAGUUGAGCAAACGACCACUCAAUCGACACCGCCGUUUCACAUACACACGUCAGAGUGAGUUUGAAAAUGAACUUAUGAGCAAUCUAUGCAGCCCCCACGACGAUAAUGUCACAAUGGCUGAGGCUCUUUUACGAUCCACUGUGAUGUCCGAGGAUGGCAUAGAGAGGAACCAUAUUUAUGCUGGUGGAUAUCCAUCAGUUACAGAAGUAGAUAGCCGUGAAAUUGAAAGAAGAGGAUCUGACAGUUCACAGCUCAGCAUUAUGGAUGAAAAUCGUGGAUUUUCCUUGCAUCGUCAAGAGCGAUCAGCUGAAAUGCGUUCCACUGGCGUACAAGCUACUGAACUGUAUGAUGGACCGUAUCCGCAGUACUAUCCACACAUGCAAGCCCCCCUACCAAUGGAAACUUGUGAUCUUCCCCGUUCAGCAAGUGGAUAUUUUGAGGAAGAGGAAAGCGACGAUGACGCAGAGCCUCUUUCGUUUCCACACGUUGUCUACCCUGUUGAAGAGAUGUACUCACCUGGUGAUUCUCCUCUGUUCUUCCCAGGAAGGGAGCCCAGAGGAGAUAACCUUAUGGGGUUAGCGACUUAUGGCAACCUCCCAACGGCUGCACUGAAAGAAAAUGAGAACGAAUUGUCACAAGAACCACUCGAACAAAUCGCCCGAAUGGAAAUGGGGGUCCCACAGAACAUGUCCGAAGCACCACGAGGUGGUUCUCCAGAGCAGACUUCUCUGAGAGCUCAGCAUUUCAUGCAACACAGAGCGAGCCUCCCUGUUCGAAUGAUGACCGGUGGAAGACGUGGUGAAAGGAGCGAUAUCGAGGAGGAAAUGCGAAGACAGUUUCUUGUUCGAUUCGGGGCUGGAGGAAGAGCCCCUGUAGCUGAGGAGGAUCCAUGUGACCCCGUUCAUUCGAUGGGAUCUUCAGAUUCCGAAACUUUCAGUGGUUCUCGAGAUGAAGUUGGUCUGAGCCGACCGCUAGACGAACGAUACGACUUCUACCGUGGUGAUCGCAUUUCACAAGCGUUGGGUGCACCUCUUUGGGCAGGUACCGAGAAAAGCGAAAGUACUCAACGGAAAAGCAGUGGAUUUUCAUAA
Messenger RNA from Haemonchus placei, 2082 nucleotides. The record is from the annotation of a GenBank genome assembly. Lineage: Eukaryota; Metazoa; Nematoda; Chromadorea; Rhabditida; Trichostrongylidae.